Messenger RNA from Gongylonema pulchrum, 180 nucleotides. NCBI's taxonomy places the organism in Eukaryota, Metazoa, Nematoda, Chromadorea, Rhabditida, Gongylonematidae. The record is from the annotation of a GenBank genome assembly.
GUUGCAUCGCUGAUGAAAGCAAUCGGCAUUGGGAAACACAGUCGUGAGGAAGUGAUUAACAUCGGCAGCGAGGAUCUGAAAGCAAUCUCAAUCUAUCUCGGCAGCAAGCACUACUUCACUGGAUUCAAACCUACUCGAGUAAGCUCCGUUCGGAAAAGACCUACGCAGCUGAGUAAAUGA